Molecule: messenger RNA, 3248 nt
Organism: Myodes glareolus (Bank vole)
Lineage: Eukaryota; Metazoa; Chordata; Mammalia; Rodentia; Cricetidae
Gene: Dnali1
Product: dynein axonemal light intermediate chain 1
Cellular component (GO): axoneme; ciliary base
Molecular function (GO): dynein heavy chain binding
Source: RefSeq, a predicted model, not a curated record
GGCGGGGCCGCAGGUGAUAGGGUUCGCACGCGGGGUAUACCCCGACUGGUGGCAGAGGGAUCUGGGCUGCUAGCAAGUGGGACUGGAGGGCUGGAAAGUCAGGGCCAGACCUCGGAAGACUGAAACAGGAGGAUCGCUGUAAAUUCGAGGCCAGCCUGGGCAAUUCAGUGACAACUCUAUCUUAAAAUUUGAAAAAGUUGUCUCUCAGGUAGAGCGAUUGCGUAGCCGAACCCAAAGCCCUGGAUUCCGCCCGCAGCGCCGCCUAAUAGAAAUGAUUGAAGUUAAAAGGGGCGGAAAGCCUGGGGAUGUGGCUUAGCUGUACAGUGAGCGUUUGCCUCGAGUGUGCCAAGCCCUGGGGGCAACCCCCAGAAUCUCAAAAAUGAUCAAACUAAUUUUUUUAAAAAUCCUUUUUGUUUUGUUUUUCCAGACAGGGUUUCUAUAUGUAUCCCUGGCUGUCCUAUAAUUUACUCUGUAUACAGGCUGACCUCGAACCCGGAGAUCUGCCUGACUUUGCCACUCAAACGCUGGGAUUAAAUGCAUGCACCACUACUGCCCUGCUUUUUAAACAAGGAAAAUCUUAUGUGGGAAAGCUAAUCCAACGCUGUUCGUGGAGGAUUGUUGAUAGUUACAAAACAUAGACAAGUACUCAACAUUAGGAAAUUAUUUUUGUUUGUUUGUUUGUUUCUUGAGACAGUGUCUCUAUAUAGCCUUGGCUGUCCUGUAACUCACAGAGAUACACCAGCCUCUGCCUUACAAAUGCCACUCGUCGCCAAACGAUUUAAGAAGUCAGGAGAUGACUUCCGUUUUCAGGCUCAGCAAAGGUGGUCUGCCCAUUUCAUCACAUCCCUUAUCGGACCUAGCGCUAGGGCUCCAUCCAGUCUUGCUCACCAAGUAGCCAGGGGCUUGCGGAGCUAGCUCAGUAGAAUAAAAUUUGCACGCGGCCAGCUCCGCCUCCCUACGAAGCCCCGCCCCAUCCUUGAGGCCAGGCGAGGAGGAGUUUCCAUGGUGACCGCAAACAAGGCCCCUUCUGGAGGGACCACUACAGAGUUACCAGCCCAGCUGCCACUAUGAUACCCCCCGCAGACUCUCUGCUCAAAUAUGACACCCCGGUGUUGGUGAGCCGGAACACAGAAAAACGGAGCCCCAAGGCUCGGUCACUGAAAGUCAGCCCCCAGCAGCCUGGGCCCUCAGGUCCAGUCCCACAGCCACCCAAGGGCAAACUACCCUCAACUUCCUGUGUCCCAGAUCCUGCGAAACAGGCAGAAGAAAUCUUGAAUGCCAUCUUGCCACCAAGGGAGUGGGUGGAAGACACGCAGCUAUGGAUCCAGCAGGUGUCCAGCACACCCAGCACCAGAAUGGAUGUGGUGCAUCUCCAGGAGCAGCUGGACCUGAAGCUGCAGCAGAGACAGGCCAGGGAGACGGGCAUCUGCCCCGUGCGCAGGGAACUCUAUUCGCAGUGUUUCGAUGAGCUGAUCCGGGAGGUCACCAUCAACUGCGCAGAGAGAGGGCUGCUGCUGCUGCGCGUCCGGGAUGAGAUCCGCAUGACCAUCGCCGCCUACCAGACUCUGUAUGAGAGCAGCGUGGCGUUCGGCAUGAGGAAAGCACUGCAAGCCGAACAGGGGAAGUCAGACAUGGAGAGGAAAAUUGCAGACUUGGAGACAGAAAAGAGAGAUUUGGAGAGGCAAGUGAAUGAACAGAAGGCAAAAUGCGAGGCCACCGAGAAGCGGGAGAGUGAGAGGCGACAGGUGGAGGAGAAGAAGCACAAUGAGGAGAUCCAGUUCCUGAAGAGGACCAACCAGCAGCUGAAGGCCCAACUGGAAGGCAUUAUCGCACCAAAGAAGUGAUAAUUUCCAUGAGUCUCGGCAGGCACUACGCUGCAUCAUAAGCCCAUUGUAAUAAAAAGCCAGUUUCCUGAGUGAACAAGCCAUCCCCUCCCCUGAUCACCACUCAUGUAAUUGUUAGAACUGUUGCCCAGUGCUGUGAAACACCUAAGGUCUGGCAGCCAGGCUCCUGGUUGGGCUGUGGAAGGUGGUGUAACCCCACGCCCAUGUACAGUUUAUAGACUGGCCUGGGGAUUUGCCAUCUCAAUAACAGGUAGCAAAUGUUUCCCUGGAUAAAUGACUUUUGUACCAAGUUCAGUUCACAGUUCACCUUGUAGCUUGGGUUUCCCUGGCCCCAUCCUUCCACUUCCUCACUUUAGUGUAACUCUUAGCAACUUAUUUCAGAGUUCGCUGUUAGUCUCAUCCCCACCCAAGUCAGCAGCCUAUCCUCAGUCUGCCUGGUUCUGCAAAAAACAGCAGGCAAACCCAUGCUCGCUGAGAGGCAAAAUCCCAGUAUCUUGAGAGAUGCCUCCAUGCCAGGCCCUCCCCACUACUCAGCUUCUGCAGGAAGGACAUCAAAGCCUGACUCUACACUCCCUAAUAGCCAUCAGUGAACAGCUAAGCAGGUAGCCACAUGUCACUGCAGUUCUACUCAGGUUAUGGCCUCCAGAAGACUUAAAUUACAGACUGAUUUCCAUUCAGGGAAACCCAGGGUGGGAGAGGACAGUGAGUUUGGUGACACCCAUCAUUCAGGCAAGUGUCAGAAGUCCUGUUCUUCAGGUGGCACUAUCAUUUCCUUGCCAUUGGUAGGAAUGCCCGAAGGAGUGCCAGAAAGGACUCACUUCUUAGCAGCUUUGCCCUCCAUCCUAGUCAAGGCGUAUUGCAGUAUGAUCCCAAGAGCUCUUCUUAGUUGAAUAUACCCCACACACUCUGACCUUAUAUCAGAGUCACGUCUUUGUCACCCCAGGAUCCUGAGGAACUAAGUCUGCCACCUUCCUGGAAGAGCCCAUUCCUUGUGGUGUGAUGGCUUUGCUGCCCAGACAGAAAAGCAUUUGUACCCUAACCAAGCAGGCUCAAGGCAGUUGCUGGAGCAUCCUUGCUCCUCCAGUCUCAUCACGAGUAUCUCCGAGGCCCUCGUGCUCCUACAGCUUCCUUUGUAGGCUCCCAUCCCCAGCACUGCUCAGUAAAGAAACAGACAGUCUCUCUCUCACACACAGGGUCACACUCUGGAGGAACCAAGGGCCAGGACAAGUGUUUGAAAAACUCUGGGGCUGAGGAUUUACUGUUGUUCCUAGCACUGGGGCACAGCCUCAACUGCUGAGCUCCCCAAGUGUGUUGUCUUAUAGAUGCCAACUGGGCAUGAAAGAAUGAACACAAUUCCUACUAGCAUAUUUUUGUAUAAUUUAAUAAACAACUUUCUAGAUGUUA